Macrosiphum euphorbiae (potato aphid) is the source of this 936-nucleotide messenger RNA. The record is from the annotation of a GenBank genome assembly. NCBI's taxonomy places the organism in Eukaryota, Metazoa, Arthropoda, Insecta, Hemiptera, Aphididae.
AUGUGUUUUGACACGACGUCCUCGAACACCGGGAAAAACAAAGGUUCUUGUGUACUAUUGGAACGUAAACUUGGAAAAAAUUUAUUUUGGCUAGCAUGCAGACAUCACAUAUUUGAGUUGGUUAUUGGAGCAGCAUUUCAAGCAGUCUUGCCUUCAGCUAUAUCAGGGCCUGAUAACCGAAUUUUUGUACGUUUUCAGUCUUAUUGGUCAGAAAUUGAUCAGUCAACAUAUAUCACAGCCAACCCAACUAUUAUUCUCAGGAUUGCAGAUAAAAAACGAAACGAUAUAGUCAGUUUUUGUCAAAUCAAACAAGUAAGAGACGAUUAUCGAGAGCUGUUGGAAUUAUCAAUUAUAUUCCUUGGCAAGGAACCCACCAGAGGUAUCAGGUGUAUGACUCCAUUUGCUACAAGCAAUGCACGUUGGAUGUCAAUGGUAAUUUACUAUUUGAAAAUAUUUAUGUUUAGUGAGAAAUUUAAUUUGAAUGUAAAAGAGAAAAAGGGCUUAGCAGAAAUAUACAUUUUUAUUGUAACUGUCUAUAUAAAAAAUUGGUUCACAGCAUCUUUUGCGAUAUAUGCUCCGAACAAUGAUUUACAGCUGAUGAAGACCUUAAUUAACUAUGAUAGUCCAGAUAUUUCAAAUGCCACAGUAAAAAAAAUGAUGGGACAUUUGUGGUAUUUGUCAGAUGAGUUAGUUGGUCUUUGUUUGUUUGACCAAAAUGUCUUAGUAGAAACCAAGUGUAAGGUCGUCCACGCAAUGAUUAAUAACCCUUCCCAAGAAGUUCGGGAUGUAAGGCCAAAAAUUAAAAAACAUGAUUUAGAAAAAUUGCGACUUCAUGAUUUAGCAAAUCAAAAUACAAUGAGAAUUUUCAUAGAAUUUUGUGUUGAAAUAUUCUGGGAAUAUUAUGGGAAAUAUUAUGGUAAAUUGGAACGAUUCUAA